AUGAGCGCUGGUGGGGGAGACGGUGGUAGCCCCGGCGGCGGGGAACUACCGCAGCAAGAUCCCACCUCGCCUUCUGUGCCGCCUCCACUGCCGCCUGGGACAGCAGCUGGGAAAGCGACUGGAGUCCCACCCGGACCGGGCCCCAGUAGCCGCUCCGCGAAGGGCGGAACUGGCCAGAGCGAGAAACCCGAGACCCGCUCGGUGUGUAGUAACAGCAGCUGGGAAGCCGGCGGGGGCGGUGCCGGCCCCAUCUGCAAGAUCUGCUUCCAGGGCGCUGAGCAGGGUGAGUUGUUAAAUCCUUGUCGAUGUGAUGGGUCUGUAAGAUAUACACAUCAACUUUGCCUAUUGAAGUGGAUCAGCGAAAGAGGAUCAUGGACUUGUGAACUCUGCUGUUAUAGAUACCAUGUUAUAGCAAUUAAAAUGAAAAGGCCUUGCCAGUGGCAGAGCAUUACUGUAACUCUGGUUGAGAAAGUGCAGAUGAUUGCUGUAAUUUUGGGAUCACUAUUCUUAGUAGCAAGUGUAACUUGGCUUCUGUGGUCGGCCUUCAGUCCCUAUGCAGUAUGGCAAAGAAAAGAUCUCCUUUUUCAAAUCUGCUAUGGAAUGUAUGGUUUUAUGGAUCUAGUAUGCAUAGGACUUAUUGUACAUGAAGGUGCAUCAGUCUGCAGAGUAUUUAAGCGUUGGAGGGCUGUCAAUUUGCACUGGGAUGUGCAAAAUUAUGACAAAGCAACAGACAUAGAAGAGAGCAGCCGAGGAGAAUCCUCAACAGCUAGGACUUUGUGGCUACCACUAAAUGCAUUGAGAAACAGAAAUUUAGUUCAUUCAACACAGUUAACUUCACCAAGAUUUCAAUGUGGCUAUGUUUUGUUACAUCUCUUCAGUCGAAUGAGACCUCAGGAGGAUUCAUCAGAUGACAACAGUUCUGGAGAGGUUGUUAUGAGAGUGACUUCAGUGUAA
Messenger RNA from Python bivittatus (Burmese python), 954 nucleotides. RefSeq names its product membrane associated ring-CH-type finger 11 (gene MARCHF11). NCBI's taxonomy places the organism in Eukaryota, Metazoa, Chordata, Lepidosauria, Squamata, Pythonidae. Gene Ontology annotation, biological process: protein ubiquitination. The record is from RefSeq and is a predicted model, not a curated record. Gene Ontology annotation, molecular function: zinc ion binding; ubiquitin-protein transferase activity.